Molecule: messenger RNA, 1002 nt
Organism: Bipolaris sorokiniana ND90Pr
Lineage: Eukaryota; Fungi; Ascomycota; Dothideomycetes; Pleosporales; Pleosporaceae
Exons: 4
Coding region: 1-942 (313 amino acids)
Source: RefSeq, a predicted model, not a curated record
AUGGCUAUCACCCACGAAAAUCCGAAAAUCGAAGCUUAUGUCGAAUGCGACAGAGCACACCUACAGGAGUUUGACGAGGACGAUGGCGAGACAACCACCACUGUCACCAAAUAUAUCGAAGCGAAAUCUGCCGCAGAAUUUGCAGUUCAAGUCGAAGUCCAUCGGCCAUUCCCUCGUUACGCUAUGAUCUUCAAGCUCUACAUAGACGGCAACUCCGUUCGUUCGCGCAUCAUUGGUGAUCGCCAAUACCAGAGAGUGAGAGGGAGCGUGAAGCGAGAGUUCAACACUACUGUUACAAAGAUUGUAGACGGACAACGCACAUUGCGAAAGUUUUGCUUUUCCGAGCUUCAGAUUGAAGAUUCAUAUGAUUAUGAUCUAGGAGACGCGCUCAUUAAGGGCCUAAAAUCGAUCGGUCUCAUUACCGUGAAAGCGUACUACAUUGAAAAUCUCCGAGACGUGCGCUCCAACAACAGAUAUGUCAACAAGAAGCAAAUUGGUGUCGGUCCAAUCCCGGAGAAGGUGUUGAAAGGACAGGCUUUCACACACUACGCAGAGCUAGGCACGGAAGUCAAAGAGCCCCAGAUAUACUCGAGCCAUACAGAAUUUGAUUAUGUCGAUCAGCAGAGACUGCCCUUUGCCACUUGGAACUUCAAAUACCGCUCGAGAGCUGCCCUUCAGUCACUACUCGUCAUCCCACGGAGCCUGUCUCCUCAACUCAUUCAAGCCAAAGACAACGAGACGCAUGUGGUCAACGCAUCAGAUUCGAAACAAGACAGUCUCCUGACAAAAUUAAAGAAAGAAUCAGGCCUCAAACGCGAGUACCCGGCUAUUCUUGGAGGUAGCGAGGACGACGAUGAGGUAUCAUUCGUAUCUUCAGCAAAGCGCCCACGACCCAACAUCACCAUUAACGAGAGUGGACGCGAGAUUAUCGAUCUUACGUAGGGCAUAAUUGGGUACCGUGGCAUGAUGAUGGUGGUCCCAGGGCACUGCUUUCAUACAUCC